GUGUGUGUGUGUGUGUGUGCGUGUGUAUGUGUGUGCGCGCGUGCAUGUGCGAGCGCGGCUACCUCCUUUUGUAGCUCCCCAGUCUGAGAACUCACUCCCUGCUUUCUUUCUUUCUUUUUCUUUCUUUCUUUCUUUCUUUCUUUCUUUCUUUCUCUCUCUCUUUCUUUUUUCCUCCCACCCCUCCAUCUGAGGCUCAUGCUACAAAGUUAAAUGCUGGAUCUAUUUUUCAGCGACCAUUUUUGGCUGUAAAAAUGCUGAGCGGCGUCCUCUUGCUGAGCGUCCUCACGGUCACCAGCCUGUCGCCGUCCGAAACGGAGAGCCGCAAAACUUCAGCCUCCAAAGACAUCUGCAAAACCCGCUGCGCCUGCGAGGAGAGAGAGAACAUACUGAACAUCAACUGUGAGAAUAAAGGAUUUACCACUGUCAGUCAGUUUCAAGCGCCCCCGAACAAAAUCUCCCAGCUUUUCCUCAACGGCAACUUCCUCUCACGGCUCAACGCCAAUGAGUUUGUCAAUUAUGGCAAUGUCACCUCUCUGCAUUUGGGGAAUAAUGGCUUGCAGGAGAUACGAACCGGCGCCUUCAACGGGCUCCGCUUCCUAAAGCGGCUCCACUUGAACAACAACAACCUGGAGGUGAUUAAAGAGGACACCUUUGCAGGACUGGAGAGUUUGGAGUAUUUACAGGCGGACUAUAAUUAUAUCAGCGCCAUUGAGCCAGGCGCCUUCAGUAAGCUGAAUAAGCUCAAAGUGUUGAUCCUCAAUGACAACCUGCUGUUGUCUCUGCCCACCAAUGUUUUCCGCUUUGUGCUCCUCACCCACUUGGAUUUACGCGGCAAUCGGCUCAAGAUGUUGCCUUUUGCAGGGGUUUUGGAGCACAUAGGCGGCAUCAUGGAGAUCCAGCUGGAGGAGAACCCGUGGAAUUGCACCUGCGAUCUGAUCCCCCUCAAAUCUUGGUUGGACACUAUUUCUGUGUUUGUGGGGGACAUUGUGUGCGAGACGCCAUUCAGGCUGCACGGUAAGGAUAUUACCCAGCUCAUAAAGCAGGACCUGUGUCCACGUAGGAAUGCCGGUGAGCGAGUUAACCACCCCCCCUCUGACUCCCACUUUCAAGGGGCCCUACCCCCGACCUAUCACCCCGGCAUGAUCACCCCCACCCGUGCCCCGAAAGCCUCCCGCCCCCCCAAGAUGCGCCAUAGGCCCACCCCACGCAUCACAUCAAAGGACAAACACGUCUUCGGGCCCAUUAUGGUUUACCAGACACGCUCCCCUGUGCCGAUGUUGUGCCCCAGCGUGUGCGUGUGCACAUCACAAAACCCCGACAGCGGAUUGAACAUCAACUGCCAAGAGCGGAAGUUGCAUAACAUCACAGAGCUGAACCCUAAGCCCUCCUACCCAAAGAAACUCCACCUGACCGGUAACUACUUACAAGUGAUUUACCGAACUGAUCUGACUGAGUAUAGCUCACUGGAGCUGCUCCAUUUAGGAAAUAACAGGAUAGCAAUUAUCCAGGAAGGGGCUUUUGAGAAUCUAACCAACCUUAGAAGGCUCUAUCUAAAUGGGAAUUACAUUGAGUCCCUAUCACAGUCGCUUUUCGCUGGCCUGCAGUCACUCCAGUAUCUGUAUUUGGAAUAUAACAUCAUCAAAGAAAUUUUACCACAGACAUUUAACUCUUUGCAUAAUCUACAGCUGCUUUUUUUGAACAACAAUCUCUUGAGAUCCCUCCCCGACAACGUUUUCGGGGGAACCAUGCUAACAAGACUCAACUUGCGGAAUAAUCAUUUCUCUCACCUUCCAGUUCGAGGCGUCCUAGACCAGCUGUCUGCGUUUAUCCAGAUUGACUUGCAGGAGAACCCCUGGGACUGCACGUGCGAUAUUGUGGCGCUUAAGAACUGGAUGGAGCUGUCCAGCACCAGCGUGGUGGUCAACGAAAUCACCUGCGACUCGCCCUCCAAGCACGCAGGCCGACUGCUGCGCUCUCUCCGCAAUGAGGCCAUCUGCCCUGAACCCAGUGAGAUGGCCCCUCCACAGCAUGGCCCCCCAACAAAGGCCCCCACCUUAAUGAGCCCUGGCACUGAGCCCACAACCCCCUCCUCCUCCUCCUCCCCCUCUUUCAGCCCAGUCAGCCCCACUGAAUCCCGAAUCCACCCGCCUGAGUUACACCCAGAGGUCCCGCUGUCAGUCCUAAUCCUUGGACUUCUGGUUGUUUUCAUCCUGUCCGUCUGCUUCGGCGCAGGCCUCUUUGUCUUCGUCCUGAAACGGCGCAAGGGGGUGGAUCACGUCCCCACAGGUGCCAACAACUUAGAUCUAAACUCCUUCCAAGUGCAAUACGGCUCCUACACCGCAGAACCAACCCAAGACAAAACCUCUGAAAGCCACGUUUACAAUUACAUCCCCCCGCCUGUGGGCUCCAUGUGCCAAAACCCGAUUUACAUGCAGAAAGACGGCGAGCAGGUGGCGUAUUUCCGGAACUUGAAGGAGCUCAGUUUUGGGCCCCUGGACACGAAGAAGGAUGACGUCCUGACCCGCAGCCCGGGGGCCUACACCAUCAGCACAGUGGAUUUUAUGGAUAAGUCCCCAACGUCAUGCGGUAUCAACACCUCAGAGGCUCCGGAGAUGUUGUAUCAAAAUUUAGGGGAGAGGUCCAACAAGGAGCUCCCCACAGCUGCAGGCGCCCCUUCUUUCAAUUACAACUUUUGCACUUUACCCAAGAGACCUUGCAUUGUGCCCCCCUACGAGGCCGUGUCAACCCGACGGCAUGCCACCAACCAGGACAGACUGAACAAGACAGUGCUGUACGGGACCCCCAGGAAAUACUAUGGGGCCGAACAGCCAUCCAAAAACAAUGAGCACCCCCUUCUUCUCCCUGGGAAGCUAAAAACAGAACCAGACUACCUGGAGGUUCUGGAGAAACAGACUGCGAUGAGCCAACUAUGUAUAAAAAGGAGUAUAAGAAGUAUAUUAUUAUGCAGCUCUAUUUUUUCCUCCUUGAAGGUAUAAAUUAUUUCUGCUUUUUUGACAAAAACGAAAUCACAAAAAAGACUGUGGUGGCAGGUAGAAAAUGGGCAGGACUGUGUACAAAUACAGCUUUGUGCUUUUUCUUAAAACUGUAUUUUCAUUUUCCCUGUGGAAAAGAAAAAACAACAGACAAAAUCAUUUUUCAUUUGUAGAAGAGGAGAACACAAUAAAUUGACAUUCCUGUACAUACUUAGCCUAUACAGAUAAAUGGUGAGUGUAAAACGAUGAAAAAAAAAAAACCUGUUUCAAAAUCCAACAAGCGGCGAAAUCUUACUAUACUC
This is a messenger RNA of Myripristis murdjan (pinecone soldierfish), 3295 nucleotides long. RefSeq names its product SLIT and NTRK-like family, member 2 (gene slitrk2). The record is from RefSeq and is a predicted model, not a curated record. Gene Ontology annotation, cellular component: glutamatergic synapse. Bases 252 to 2996 code for a protein of 914 amino acids. Gene Ontology annotation, biological process: axonogenesis; positive regulation of synapse assembly. Gene Ontology annotation, molecular function: protein binding. NCBI's taxonomy places the organism in Eukaryota, Metazoa, Chordata, Actinopteri, Holocentriformes, Holocentridae. The transcript has 2 exons.